AUGGUGGUGGACUGCAUGAAUUUCGAUUUCCUCGACGAGGACCGCGAGCGGGCCGUGGAGCAAUCAAAUAUCGAGCAGGGCUUUCCGCUCGCACCCGUUCCCAGCCCCAUGACCUUCUGCGCCGACAUCAAAAAAAGCGGUAUAGAAACUCGUGCUUCGCUUUUGUGAUCCUCAUCAAAGCUACAGUAAGGACGCCAAGGAGCUUCGUACGUUUACGUCCGCCGCGAGCACGACCUAGAACUGCGAGUAUCUAUGCGAGGACCAUCCGUGUAGUUUUCCUUCAGCCUCGAAGGACCAGGGAAAAAGUAGUACUUACUCCGCAGUGUACCUGUACUCGUCGGCGGACGACAACAACAAGCGAGUGAGGUCUUGACGUAGAAUUGUAUCGUGCCCUUGUCGAAGACAAAGAAUGAAAGCGAGGCAUUUGAAAAAAAAAUUGACAUUUAGGCACCGCGCCGAGCCUGAUGGAUUUCAAGCAUGGUACAACAACACUCGGAUUCAAGUUUCAGGGCGGCAUCAUAAUCGCGGUCGAUUCGCGCGCAAGUAUGGGCAGCUACAUCGGCAGUCAGACGGUGAAAAAAGUAAUCGAAAUUAACGACAGACUCCUCGGCACAAUGGCCGGCGGCGCCGCCGACUGCUCCUUUUGGGAGAGAAGACUAACGCUGCUCGCACGCAUGUAAGUUCGAAUCUCGUACCGACUAGUUGUUUUCCCGAAGAACUUUUUGCAUUUUUUUUUUCCACGGAGCGCUUCGUCAGAUCAAUUUAGCCCGCACGAAAAAACACUGCUGCCACUGCUCACCGAAGCUCCUGUGGUUGAUUCGGUUUCGGCCGCACAAUCGGAGGAUUACAAUAAUCGCAAACCAAAACUUUUGGCAGGUAUGAGCUCCGCGAAAGGGAAAAGAUUUCAGUAGCCGCAGCCUCCAAAAUCCUGGCCAACAUCUUUAUCCAGUAACACCCACCUAAUUUUUCUUUGAUUUUGUCGUUCUUCGAUUUUGCAACCACCUGUGCAAGCCAAUGUUCCGGAAUCAGCGCCCCAGAACUUUUGUUUAUGAAAGAAUGGAACAAACGCUUACUCGUUCGCCCAUAGACAUCCCAUGUUGUCGUGGUGCUGCUUGCGAUGAUUGACUACCUAGGAGGAAAAACGUGCUAUCAGUGAAGAAUCCAAUCCAUCGCACCAGGUAUCGAGGAUACGGGUUGUCUUGCGGCACCAUGGUAGCCGGGUGGGAUAAGACGGGUCCCCACCUCUACAUGGUGGACGACCAAGGCGACCGCGUGGAGGGCGAAAAAUUCUCAGUGGGUUCGGGAUGCAUGUUCGCCUACGGCGUCUUGGAUGACGGGUACGAUAAUUUUUGAGAAUUUCGGGUCGUGCUCGUGGACACGAAUUGAGUUCCAUAAGACAGUUCAAUGAAUUAUGUGCAUCAUUCAUGCUCACGCUUUUGUUUGUUCUUGCAGUUUCUGUUUCAGAUCAAGAACGAGUGCGCGCCGGGUAGAAGUAGACAGAGCCUCCUCACGACUCUGUUUCUUGACUGUCAAUUCAAAAUUAUCAGGUACCGAUAUGAUCUCUCUGUCGCGGAUGCUGUGGAGCUCGGCCGGCGAGCGAUCUACCACGCGACGCACAAGGACGGAGCUAGUGGCGGCGUGGUGCGAGUCUACCACGUACACAAGGAUGGAUGGACCAAAGUAAUCGCCGGUGAAGACGUGAACAAGCUCCACUACAUGUACGCCGAGAAAAAGGGCCUCAAGGGCGACGAGUAAGUAACAUAAAAUUGGAGUCCACUCACAGGACGCACGUGCAAGCAACCGCGGACCCAGUAAUGGAGAACUCGGCCUUGUUUGCUUGAUGACGUGAAACAACGGCUUACAAGAACGUGCCAAAACUUUUUGGAACAACAGUUUUUGAAAGAUGACCAACGGCGACAUCAACAAAGUCUCGAACUAUGAAGUACGCUCGAGACCGCAGGGCGAGAAUCGCUUCGGGCGAUUCUAUACACCUAGCGGCGAUCUGCGUGCGGGAAGCCCUUCGUGUUUUGUGCCACUACAUCCGCAUUCUUAACGAUAGAUACUUUGUUUUCGGUGAGCCCUUGACCUGCUGGAGGAAAUUCACAAAUCGAUCUGAGG
Molecule: messenger RNA, 2118 nt
Organism: Amoebophrya sp. A120
Lineage: Eukaryota; Dinophyceae; Syndiniales; Amoebophryaceae
Source: the annotation of a GenBank genome assembly